AUGAAGCAAGGCUCAAUACUGACCUUCCUCCAGCCUCGUCCUGCGCUGAUGGCUCUGCAUGUGAAGGAGGCUGAGACCGACGUACAGGUGGUGGAAACAGAGGCAGAUUCACUCACAGACAGCCAGGAGCCAAGCGAGGGUGAGAGUGAUAGAAAGGAUCACGGCGAAGCAAAACGCGAUUCUGCAUCUACGCCUUCUACCACAUGUCUCAAGGACUCUCGAACUGCCAUCUCCAAGGUAUAUCCGUCGCACAUUGGGCGCUUGAAAACAAUCACCGCUGCACUUCUUCCCGUGCGUUACUCAGACAAGUUCUACAGUGAGUGUCUUGAACCUGACAAGCAUGCCACUCUGGCUUUCGUCGCUCUCUACGACUCAAAACCUGUCGGAUGGAUUCGUUGCCGUCUGGAGUCUCAUCCUAGCCAGGAGAAUGUCAGUUAUCAGCAGAUCUAUAUCCAAGCUCUCGGACUCCUGGCCCCUUUUAGGGGGCUUGGUCUUGCUACCGAACUCUUGAAGACUGUUGUCGACAGUCUUCGGACGGCUGAGGUCGGCCCACGGAGCAUUUAUGCUCACGUCUGGGAGCGCAACAACGAUGCUCUGAUGUGGUAUGAGAAGCAGUCGUUCAAUCAGGUCAUGCUACAACCUCAAUAUUACAACCGUCUCAAGCCAUCCGGUGCUUGGAUAAUACGCAAGGAGCUGACGUGA
This is a messenger RNA of Lithohypha guttulata, 702 nucleotides long. RefSeq lists its product as uncharacterized. The coding region runs from base 1 to 702 and encodes 233 amino acids. Gene Ontology annotation, molecular function: N-acetyltransferase activity. Gene Ontology annotation, biological process: mitotic sister chromatid cohesion. NCBI's taxonomy places the organism in Eukaryota, Fungi, Ascomycota, Eurotiomycetes, Chaetothyriales, Trichomeriaceae. The record is from RefSeq and is a predicted model, not a curated record. The transcript has a single exon. Gene Ontology annotation, cellular component: NatA complex.